Daphnia pulex (common water flea) is the source of this 2108-nucleotide messenger RNA. RefSeq names its product protein fem-1 homolog A-like. Bases 173 to 1879 code for a protein of 568 amino acids. The record is from RefSeq and is a predicted model, not a curated record. The transcript is spliced from 2 exons. Lineage: Eukaryota; Metazoa; Arthropoda; Branchiopoda; Diplostraca; Daphniidae. Gene Ontology annotation, molecular function: protein binding.
AGUCUUCUUCCUGACUCUGUCGUACACAGUCCUCCAUCUUAAACUGCUCUCCCAGUUUCUAUUACGUAAGCGAUUGAAUCUUUCAAAUUUGUUUCUAAAAAUUCAGACAAUCGUCACAUGUCAAUUCAAUUGUCAUCUGACAGCCAAAAUCGUUUCAAAUAUAUUUUAAAAAAUGGUUGAAUCUAACGUGUUGGACCUCGUUUCCCAAGCAGUAAGUCGAGGUUCGAUCGCCGAAUUAAAUCAACUACGCAAAAAUUACAAUUGGAUAGCGAUACCUAUUCAUUAUGUAACCCAGUCUUUGGGCCAAGAAACCGAAACGGCCCUGCAACUGAGUGUCAGAAACGGACACUACGACGUCGUCGAGUUCCUAGUCGGUGAAUUGAAAUAUCAAAUUUAUCCCGAAUGGCUGAAAUCGAUCGACACAGCAGUCCCGUCUAAUUUCAACUGGACGAGUUUGAAUUUCAACAAAAUUCUUCCACCGCUCGUUGUCCAGUCACCAGAGAUGGAAGUCAUCCGCGAUAUCGCCAACCAAAUUCCAAUCAUCAAAGUCCUUGAAUAUCUGAUCGAUCCGGCCAGCGACGAGCCCUGUCAGUGGCUGGAAUUUGUCUUGAAUUCGAUCAUGGCCAGUUCGGCCAGCCGGACGGACAAGAUCAUGGCGUUCGAACUGAUGGGCGUCACCUUCGUCUUCAAGCCGAGAAACGGCGUCUGGAGGGGAGUCCAGUGCUGGGAACAGGCCAUGGCCCUUCGCUACUCGACGGUUGGCGAUCAAUCAGCGAUCCCGAUCAUUCCCGAUCUAGCGGCCAGCUCAUUAUUCGUCGAUCGCAAGAAGCUCAUCGCUUCACCAAUGUCUCUCCAGAAAUUCAAAGGCGAAUGGCGACUCCGCUACAAUCUGCUGGACGCUCACACUCAAGCCCUGGCCGUCAGCCAGAGGAUCGUCAAUCAAUGCGGGCAGACGGGUCCUCAUUCGUUCCACCUGGAACAUUUGAUGCGCUACGCUUAUCGCUGCUACAUCCACGAGAAUCAAUUGAAUUGCUCGAUGAACAUUGCGCUGAUGAUCCUCCGGCAAACGGAAGAGUUUCAUUCGAACUCUUCUCCCAACUGCAUCCGCAUCUUCGUCGAAACCCUGGACCUGCUUGUCCAUUGUUUGAAGCACAAUAAAACAAGUGAAGAAUUAUCGUUCGCCAAUCUCUUGGUGGUCGUCAAAUUCGGACUGGCCAUUUUGGUGAAUGUCAUGCUGUUGUCGCCCGUCGUUCGGGCGACCAUCGAUCGCUGGCAGUUCAGCAUUCUGGAUAAAAUCCAUCGUUUGAUUACAGAGCAUCUUGGACACUGUCGUAAUAAUCCAGCGGAAAUCCAACAGCUCAAAGAUUGUCUCUCGCCGUAUUUCCGCGCCAAUAAUUUGAAAAGGUUCACCAGUCUUCUUCACUUGGCCAUCAGUAGCAAAGGGACGACGGACGGCCGUCAAAUCUUGCCCAUCACCCAGCUGUUCCUGGAAGCCGGAGCCGAUCCGACCGGAAUCGACACCAACGGCAAAACUCCGUUGCAUCUUUUAUCCGAAAAUCAGGAUUGGUUUCAAUCCGAUCCGGAAUCGUACGAGCAAGUGUUUCAGACCUUGCUGGAUGCCGGAUGCUUCCUCGACCAAUCGAUACGGGUGGACAAAACAUUUCUGAGCCUUUUAAACGACCAGAAAUCCAAAUGCGUUUCGAAAUUCCGUUUCCAUCACUACCUGGAUCCGCUGGUCAAUGUCGUCCUACCACUGGCCUGCAUUUGCGCCAAAGUCAUCCGCCGCAAUCGAAUUUCGUUAGAAGGUCGACUUCCGCCGCAGCUGCAAUCGUUUGUCAGCCGUCACAGCGCCAUGGAUGGAAGAUUACGCAAUAUCUAACAGUGCUGUCUGACAGCGUAGGCCUAAUUCCACGAAAAAAGAAAAUGGAAACCAUACGUAUUAGAUGUGAUUUGGUUUUUUAAAAUAACCUUUUAAAACAAAUAUUGUGAUCUUAAUAAUCGACUGAAUUCAAUAAUGUGCAGAAUUUGUUUGACAUAUAGGCUCUAGCUAGUGUUAUCUCUAGUUUAUUACUCUGUUGUUUGUUUGAGAAAUAAACAAUUAUUGCUAA